UCCUCAGUGCCGCCGAGUAACCUGGAUUCCCGGCCCUCCUCCUCCUCCCUCUUUCUUUUCUUUUUUUUUUUUUUUUUCCUCCUCUCCCCUUUUCUUUUCCUCCCCCCUCCCCUCCCCUUCCUCCUCCUCCUCCCCUUCCCCCGACAGCGUAGCCGGGGCUCGGGCUCGCUCCCUCCCCCGUGCCCUCCCCUGGAGCCGCCGCCGCCUCCGCCGUCGCACACGGAGACAUGUACCCGGGAGCCCCCUCCGCCGGACCCGUGCUCACACCUCCUCCACCGUUGCCACCACCAAUACAGGGAUAUGCCUUUAAACCUCCUCCUCGACCAGAUUUUGGCACUUCUGGGAGAACAAUCAAACUGCAGGCCAACUUCUUUGAAAUGGACAUUCCUAAAAUAGAUAUCUACCAUUAUGAAUUGGAUAUAAAGCCAGAAAAAUGCCCUAGAAGAGUUAACAGAGAAAUAGUGGAGCAUAUGGUUCAGCACUUUAAAACCCAGAUUUUUGGGGACCGCAAACCAGUGUUUGAUGGAAGAAAAAACCUUUACACAGCUAUGCCACUUCCCAUCGGGAGAGAUAAACAGGUGGAGCUGGAGGUCACGCUGCCAGGAGAAGGAAAGGACAGAAUAUUUAAGGUGGCUAUAAAGUGGAUGUCCUGUGUGAGUUUGCAGGCUUUACAUGAUGCUCUUUCUGGCCGGCUGCCAAGUGUCCCGUUUGAGACCAUCCAGGCACUGGAUGUAGUGAUGAGGCACUUGCCUUCCAUGAGGUAUACUCCCGUGGGGAGAUCUUUUUUUACAGCAUCAGAAGGGUGCUCAAAUCCUUUGGGUGGUGGCAGGGAGGUUUGGUUUGGCUUCCAUCAGUCGGUCAGACCUUCAUUAUGGAAAAUGAUGUUAAAUAUUGAUGUGUCUGCAACUGCAUUUUACAAAGCACAGCCAGUGAUCGAGUUUGUAUGUGAAGUUCUGGACUUCAAAAGUAUUGAAGAACAACAAAAACCUCUGACAGAUUCCCAAAGGGUAAAGUUUACCAAAGAAAUAAAAGGUCUAAAGGUGGAGAUAACACACUGUGGACAAAUGAAAAGGAAGUACAGAGUGUGCAAUGUCACCAGACGACCAGCAAGCCACCAAACAUUCCCACUUCAGCAGGAGAAUGGACAAACAGUUGAAUGCACUGUAGCUCAGUAUUUCAAGGACAGGCAUAAAUUAGUUUUACGCUAUCCUCACCUUCCAUGUUUACAAGUUGGACAGGAGCAGAAACACACGUACCUUCCUCUGGAGGUGUGCAACAUAGUGGCAGGACAAAGAUGCAUAAAGAAACUCACUGACAAUCAAACUUCCACUAUGAUUCGAGCCACUGCCAGAUCAGCACCGGACCGUCAAGAGGAGAUCAGCAAGUUGAUGCGGAGUGCAAGUUUUAACACCGACCCUUAUGUUCGGGAAUUUGGGAUAAUGGUCAAAGAUGAAAUGACGGAUGUGACCGGCAGAGUCCUCCAGCCUCCCUCAAUCCUCUAUGGAGGCAGGAAUAAAGCAAUUGCUACACCAGUUCAAGGAGUCUGGGACAUGAGGAAUAAACAAUUUCACACUGGGAUUGAAAUAAAGGUCUGGGCAAUCGCGUGCUUUGCUCCCCAGCGCCAGUGCACUGAAGUUCAUCUGAAGUCCUUUACAGAACAACUGAGGAAGAUUUCCAGGGAUGCUGGAAUGCCAAUCCAGGGGCAGCCGUGCUUCUGUAAAUACGCGCAGGGAGCCGACAGCGUGGAGCCCAUGUUCAGACACCUCAAGAACACUUACACUGGGCUGCAGCUUGUCGUGGUGAUUCUGCCAGGAAAAACACCAGUCUAUGCGGAGGUGAAGCGCGUUGGCGACACCGUGCUGGGAAUGGCCACACAGUGUGUUCAGAUGAAAAACGUCCAGAGAACAACACCACAAACCCUGUCUAACCUUUGCUUAAAAAUAAAUGUCAAAUUAGGAGGCGUAAAUAACAUUCUGCUGCCACAGGGAAGACCCCCAGUAUUCCAGCAGCCUGUCAUAUUCCUUGGUGCAGACGUAACUCACCCACCAGCUGGAGAUGGGAAAAAGCCUUCCAUUGCUGCAGUUGUGGGAAGCAUGGACGCUCAUCCCAACCGAUACUGUGCCACCGUUCGGGUCCAGCAGCACCGCCAGGAAAUCAUCCAGGAUUUGGCUGCCAUGGUCAGGGAGCUGCUCAUCCAGUUCUACAAAUCAACGAGAUUCAAACCAACUCGCAUCAUCUUCUACAGGGACGGUGUUUCGGAGGGGCAGUUUCAACAGGUGCUGCACCACGAGCUGCUGGCCAUCAGAGAGGCUUGCAUUAAACUAGAGAAGGAUUAUCAGCCUGGAAUCACAUUUAUAGUUGUGCAGAAAAGGCAUCACACCAGGCUCUUCUGCACGGAUAAAAACGAACGGGUUGGAAAGAGUGGAAACAUUCCAGCUGGUACCACAGUGGACACAAAAAUCACCCACCCAUCAGAGUUUGACUUUUACCUGUGUAGUCAUGCUGGGAUUCAGGGAACAAGCAGACCCUCUCAUUACCAUGUCCUGUGGGAUGACAAUCGUUUCUCCUCGGAUGAGCUGCAGAUCCUCACCUAUCAGCUGUGUCACACGUACGUCCGCUGCACCCGCUCCGUGUCCAUCCCUGCACCAGCGUAUUACGCUCACCUGGUUGCCUUCAGAGCCAGGUACCAUCUGGUGGAUAAAGAGCACGACAGUGCUGAAGGAAGCCACACUUCUGGUCAGAGCAAUGGCAGAGACCACCAAGCACUUGCCAAGGCAGUUCAAGUUCACCAGGACACGCUGCGCACGAUGUACUUUGCUUGACAUGUUUUAAUGUUUAGCGACUCCGUACGAGACAGAGUUGGAUUCACACGAGACCAGCUGCACUUAGACCAACCCCAGCUCCAGGGGCAGCCAGCAAUGAGUGACACAUCUUAAUUCCUUUCUUUCCCGUUUUGCAAGGAAGCCUUCCGUCCAGAAUUUCAGACUUGAUUACUAACUGCAUUCUUGUACCAAACCCCACUAUUGUUGGAAAUGUGGUUUGCCAAAAAAAUCUCUAAGCUGCUUGGUAUAAAACAGACCCAUUUUAUAAUUAAAUCAAGAGCUGCAAUCUCAGGGCUUAGGGAAGGAAAAAACAAACAAACAAACAAAAAACCAACAACCCAACCCACAAAACUCCUCAUUCAGUUCGCUGUUCAUUGAGUUGCUUUUAAUAAUUUGGAAAGAUCUAAUUCAUACUAAGGUUUGAUGAGCUAAAAUGCUGUGAAUUAGCUUUUAAUGCAAAGCAAAGCAUUUUUUUACUAUUUAUGAAGCCUUGAUUAUUCUAGAUGAAUUUACAAAAUUUUUAUUUUCAAAAUAAGAGAGUGACAAAAUCCUGGUUUUCAACUGUCUUAUAAAGAUUAUUCUCAGAUUAUUCUCUGUGUGUCUAAGGGCAAAUGUAUUUUCUGAAGCUUGUUCUUGAAUGUUUUUUAUUGUGCUGCAUUUGAAAAUGUUUUUCAUAGGCUAAAGAUAAAUUUAAAAAAAAAAAGGAAUGAACUUGUACCUAAGCUUUUAAUAGCUCCAGUUAGAUUGGCAAAAGAAAAUGUGCCAUUUAAAAAACUUGUAAAGAUUUUUUUAAAAAUCAUACUGACAGCUAACUUUAGGAUUUGUCAUACAGGACUGUGACACUUACUUUCCAAAGUCUAUAAAGAAUACGGGUCUGUGGUGAUAAAUACAGUACAAUCCUUUUUCACUGUAGUUUGAGUUAAUGUAAAUUUUAUAUAUGUUUCACAGUAUUAAUGUGAUAGACUAGAUGCUAUUAUUUAUUUUUAUUUACUAAGGAGUGCUCAUUAUACUUCUGUUAACAUAUCAAGAAUGCUUUGAACUUAGAAAGUGAAAACCUUCUCGUGGGGACAUUUACUCUUCAAAUGCAAAAAUAUGCAAUCAAGGUGGUGAGAGCUCAGAGAUACAAACAGUGUCUGUUGUAGCUUGGGAUUUGCAGAAAGGCUUUUCAACCGUGCACACAACACAGCAGGUUUUACCUCUGCGGUUCAGAGACGCACACGAGACCAACACCCUCCGUUCAUUCAAGCACAAAACAAUUGUAUUUUAUUUAUAUGUUGAAGAUUGGUGAAGCAGGAGCUCCAGUAGGGAAGAGCGGCUCGCUGCAGGUUAGACAGAAGUCAGAGAAUCUAUGCAGUAAAGAUAAAUCAGAGGAAAACUGAAGUUUACUUAGGGAGGGAGGUGAAACUCUCUUCAUUAUGCAUGAGGUCCAUAGGAAAUGUGAGAGUUUUGCCAUUCUCUGAGGAGAAGCAUUAAUUACAACUGAUAAUUUCUAGACAGACGCUUCUGUUAGUUUGCACACUGGAUUCAUAAAAACCAUAACACACAUGUAAACCAUUGCACUAAUUACAAUGCCACAGGCAGGUUUAGGAGAAAAUGGAAAAAGCCCAGAAAACUUGUUUUUGCUGACUUGAUCUUGUUUGUUUUGCCAUAGAAAAACUGAAAUAACGUGCUAAAGAGGCAGGUUUGAAAAUUUUCAUUCUCUUCCACUGAUGGAUUUUGCUUUUUUUCCCUUUUCUCUGAGCAGCUGCUCAGUCUCGUUUGGAUACUUUUACCUCUGGCCACUGGGACGGGCGAGUAGCUUUAACCCACACAGUGCUCUGGGCCAUGGAGCAGAUCCACUGCAACCAGUUGUUGUUGGAUAAGCUAGAAAAUGCCCAACCUUUGCUGCAUAAAGACUUUUAGGUACAUAAUUUUGUGCAAGUUCAGAUCUUCACCUUGUAGCAGUUGUGUUGGUUGUUGGUGUUUUUUGAGUGAGAUGUAAAAACUAUUAAUGGAAUCAUUGUGUUUGUAUUAUUCUAAUUUGGUGAUUAGGCUGCUGGGGCAGAGUGUCUUCUUGGUCAUAGUUAUAUAAAUGCAGAUUUAAGCAAAUCUUAAGCCAAGCUUAGGUAGCACUGUCUGUCUUGCUGUGUCCCAGCCAGGUUAUACCUACCUCCCCCCAAGCACCCCUAAACUGCAGAACCUUCCCAUGGUGGGUGUGUUGCACUUCCCUGUCUUUCCUUGAGAGGUUUCCUAUUUCAGUGAAGAUUUUAAUUUGGCAAGAGUUUCUAUAUAAGAAUUAUUUUUUUAUAUGAAUUGUUCUUAACACAUAGGAAAAAGACCAUCUGUUUUAAGAUACCAUUUAGUUUAUCUUGCUGUUAUGCAGAGACCUCUUGGAUGUGAAAUUCAUCCCCCUCUUUCCAUGCAGAUCUGGGAUAAAUGACUUGUACAGGUGGUCAGAUGGGGCAAGGAGGGCAGGAUCUGUCUUGACUUCAAAUCUCAUUUCUGAAGCAGACUGUGGGACUUCACUGCAUCCUAUUUAGGAUGUUUUCUUUGUGAGAAAAGGUGUUUUAGGCAGGCCCUUAAUCUGAGAGUAGCUGUCAUCCGUGUAUCUUCUUGGAAUUAGCAGAAAUUUUGUGUAGCUUUCCUUCCCUGAGUAUGAAGAACUUGGGAUGGUUAUGUGCAUUUCAGGACAUUUUUACCCUUUAUAGAUCUUUCUAAGCCUCUAAUACUGCUAAUUCUUUAUGCCUUGAUGUCUCCCUCCUUUCCCCUCCCACCAGUGAUGAAUUUCUGAAUAAUUUAAAGCAUUUUUCUGAAAAACACUGAUGAAGUAUAUACUUUGAAAAGUACAGCAUGCUGGCAGUCCAGCAGCUCUCUUUCUGGGAUUAUUCUUAAUAUAAAUUACGUAUUCAGGAAUGUCUCCUGUGAAAAAACCCCACCUUGAACACCUACAAUCCUACUAUUUUGUUUUCCUUACCUCCCACGUGUCUGGUGUAGAACAGCAACAUCUCAGGUCAACACAAAGGUGAAGAAGUCUCAGUGUCACCCAGGUUCCUGUAGCAGUCCCAGUUGAGGUCACAGCUGUAAUCACUGUGCAGCUCAGGGCAGCAAUAACCAAACGUGUCACCCCCGGGCACUUGGGGUAUUUUCCAGUCGUGUGACUCCCACUGCACAACCCCCCAAAAACCAGCAUUAGCAAGGACAAAAUGCUCCCCUUGGGAGGUAAAAAGUACUAUCAGCAGAUGUAAAACACAUAAAAGUUCUCUUUUUUUUUUUUUUCCCCCUAAUGUGCGAAAACUGAUGCAAUAACAAGGUUUGCCUGGUGGUGGAAAUUUCUGCUCCAGGGGCUGAAUAGGAUAAUGUGUCCAAUUCCAUCUGUUCUAGCACCCAGGAAACAGCUGAGUUGAUCCUUAGGAGAAAAUGUCCUGCUGGGAAAUGCUGGAAGUAGGUGGAUUUGUCUCUGCCUUUCUGUGAGUUUGCAUUUCAGACAGCCCCUAUGCAAUGUAACCCCUCAGUGUGUGUGUGCACUGACGGACCGAGGGAGAUCCCUUGUUUUAUCAGAGCUCCUUAUUUUGGCUUGGCUUGGUUUGGAAUAUUUGACUUUGUGAAUCACAAUCAAUGAUCUUCCGUGUCCCAGGAGCUUUGGCACAUUAAUCCCCUCGUUUCUAGAUCUGUCAGGUUCGGCUGAGUUUGCUGUUUGUUGUUAGGGAAAGAUCUUCUGUCUUAAUCUGCCGGGGCCAACAUGGAAAAUUUAAGGAAACUGAUGUUUAAAACAAGAAAUCCAUAGUAAAUACUUUUGAAAUCCGUAACAAAUACCUUUGAUCUCCUUUCAGGCCCCCAGGCAGCGUUCCCUGAUUGUAAAAGCAAAAAGGUUGUGAAGGUUUAGCUUUAAUUCUGCCUCUGUCAAUAACUCCUGCAGCCUUCGUCCAUUUGAACAGAGUCUUGUUCUUGUUGGAAUAUUUUUAUAACAUGAGAUAUUUCCACAAGGGUUUUAAAAUUUAAACUCUAGGUGUGAGGAGUUUGGAGUUUUGUGUGCCCAAGUUAUUUUCUGAAAAGACUGAAGUUUCUAAGAUGCUUCUAAGGUUUUUUUGUACAUAUGCCCAAAGGCUUUUGAUGAAGUUGAAGGUUUUGGUCUGAGGGCUUUUUGAUUGCUGCCAGCGCUCUUUGCUUUGCUGCAGCAGCUGAUCCCUCAAACACAGGCUCACCUGUGUCUCACCUGUAGGAACUCCCAUUUUCCUCAUGCCCAUAAAUCCAAAAUUUAACUGAGAGCAAGGCCUAUGUUAACACCCCCCAGCCAAAUUCAGUGGAUUGUUGUAGGGAUUUUAGUGGACUUGCAGAUUGUUUCUUUUUGAGGAAAAUCUUGAUCUUUGGGAGAGAGGACAGGUUGGUUCUGCAGGUUCUGCUUAUUCAGGACUGCAUGUGCUGGGAAUGCAAGACUGGGACCUUGGGAGAUCAGAUGGACAUACUUGCUCUGGACUCAGUCAAAUAAGCAUCUCUGGUGGCAUAAAUAACCAUUAGGGACUUUUUUUUUUUAGGACAUCUUUUACACAUUAAAUAAAUGAAUGUAAGAAGAGUUCUCAGUAUUUUUCACACUCGAGACCAGUGUAAUUAAAAUCACUUGUUUUCCUGUUUGUUUUUUUUUUUUAGUGUUCUUCUGCCAUAGCAUCUCUCUUUGUGUAUGAGUCCUGCCAGUGUGGCUUUCCCCAUUCCUAAUGCAGGGCAGUCCUUUGUUUUUUACUUUUAUAUCCAUUUGGUAACAUGCUUCUUCAUGCACACAUGCCAUCUUUUCUAAGGAAAACUUCAAGUAGAAGGUAAUUGCACUGAUUUGUUUUUUUUUUCAAACUCUCUUUUUACUGUAAGACUUCUUUGUGUUCUUUGGGGUUUUUUUGCAUCUGCUGUAGCUGUUUAAAAAUACUGUAAAUAGUGCUCUUACAGCAAAUACUGAAAUGCUGGGGAUACCAUUCCUGGUUCUAUUUUCCAGAAUACUGCCAUAUUUUACAGUGUC
Messenger RNA from Neopelma chrysocephalum (saffron-crested tyrant-manakin), 7803 nucleotides. RefSeq names its product argonaute RISC catalytic component 2 (gene AGO2). The transcript is spliced from 19 exons. Bases 228 to 2822 code for a protein of 864 amino acids. Lineage: Eukaryota; Metazoa; Chordata; Aves; Passeriformes; Pipridae. Gene Ontology annotation, molecular function: RNA binding; protein binding; endoribonuclease activity, cleaving siRNA-paired mRNA. The record is from RefSeq and is a predicted model, not a curated record. Gene Ontology annotation, biological process: regulatory ncRNA-mediated gene silencing; regulation of DNA-templated transcription. Gene Ontology annotation, cellular component: RISC complex.